AUGGAAAAAAGUGAACUGGAACAAAUGAGAGUUUUAUUUCGUGUGGCUUUCUUUCUGGCUAAAUCCGGACGUCCAUUCACAGAUUUUCCUGGACAGAUAAAAUUAUUGGCUGUUAAUAAUGUACCUGUUAGUGAAACCUAUGCAAAUGACAAGCAGGCACGAAUAUUCACAGAUUACAUAUAUGAAAGUAAACGUGUUGAGAUGAUCAAAGAAAUGAGUGAAUCAGAGUUUUUUGCUAUACUGUCAGAUGGAAGUACAGACACUAGUAUUACUGAUGAGGAAAUUGUAUAUGUUAAAUACAUUAAAAAUGGUAGGCCAACAUACAGAUUUGUAACAUUUAAACCACUUGUUAAAGCUGAUGCUCCGUCAAUCACUGCCGCACUCCAGAGUACAAUGGAGGAAAAUCUUGAAAGAAAAACUUGGAAAAAUGAUCUUGUAGCAGCAAGUUUUGAUGGUGCCAAUGUGAUGAUGGGUUCGAAAUCAGGGGUCGCCACGAGAUUGAAAGAAGAUGUACCACACUUAGUUGUUGUUCAUUGUUUUGCACAUAGACUUGAACUUGCUGUCAAAGAUGUUCUAAAGCAAAUGCCAUAUCUCACUGUAGUCCAUGAAUUUCUUCAGAAGGUGUACCUUUUCUAUAAGUACUCCCCCCUGAAUUGGGCUGCUUUUAAGAAUGCUGGGGAAGCUUUGUGCAUUUCUGUUGUAAGGCCAGUGAAUGUUAGUGGUACAAGAUGGGUGCCUCAUCAUGAAAGAGGAGUUCAGGCUCUACUCAGGAACUACAAAGUUCAUAUUGCACAUAUAGAAGAUGUCAGAAUACAUGGUGGAAAAGAAAGCAAAGACAAAGCAGUGUAUUUCCUGAAAAUGCUGAAAAGUGUUAAGUUUGUGAUGUUCUGUAAAUUCCUGCAAAUUUACUUUAGAAUGAUAAGUGUACUCAGUAAAUGCCUCCAAGACAAUGAGGUUACUGUAGAAAGAGUCAGAAAUAUGGCUGAGUCUGUAAAGAAACUGAUGGUACAGUAUAAAGAUGAAGACAAACUGAAAGGAUGCAUGAUGGAAGGCAUAUCUACUAAUGCUGAUGGGAAACUUGUAUAUGAAGGCAUCUUACUACAAGAGGGACCAGGAAGACCUCAAAGAAAUGUAGAUAAUCACACCCAGUCAAAACAGCAAGAAGCUAUAAAAGAAUCAAAGAAAGCAAUAGAAUUAACUGUACAGUGUAUUGAUAACAGAUUUCAAGAUUUAGUAGAAAAUGAAAUCUUGAAAUCCACAGUGAUAUUUGAUCCUGCUAUGUGGCCUACUGAGACUGAGGCUUUAGAGGUGUAUGGAGAUGAUGAAGUCAAAUGUUUGUACAGUCACUUCAAACAGAUACUAGAAUACAGAGGAUGCAAUGAAAUUGACACAUUAAUUGAAUGGACAGCACUGAAGAAAAUAGUUCGAAAAAUAGAACAGACAGAAGGCCAAUCCCUGAAAUAUCUUGAUAUCUGGCAAAGAGUGAUGUUGGUGUUUGGAGACAAUUAUAAGUGUAUUCUCAUGCUUGUCAAGAUAGUUCUUCUCAUACCAUGUAGUACAGCAGUAUGUGAACGCGGAUUUUCACUAAUGUCAGUAAUUAAAAAGUGA
Messenger RNA from Saccoglossus kowalevskii, 1608 nucleotides. Its product is annotated as zinc finger protein 862-like. The record is from RefSeq and is a predicted model, not a curated record. Lineage: Eukaryota; Metazoa; Hemichordata; Enteropneusta; Harrimaniidae. Gene Ontology annotation, molecular function: protein dimerization activity.